AUGGACAACAAUUCAAUGGUUGGAUUCUUCACUAUCCAAUAUUCAUUUGUUGGAUUUGACGAAAUUUUAUUUCCCGUUUAUUCCGACGAUAUCUAUUGGUGUCAAGAAGUUCCAUACGCAAUAUUCAUUGCAAUCUACUGCACUUUCUUCAUGAUCCUUCAAAUCAUGGUGACGAGAGCAAUUUUGAUGGAUAAGGAAAUGCGAAGAUUGCCAGCGUAUCAGAUAAUGAUAUGGAUAUCAGUUUUUGAUUUCCUUCAACUUAUCGCUCAUAUAAUACCGGUUUAUUAUAUCCUUGAUUCGAAGCCGCAUUUCGGAGUUAUCGAUUUUCUUGUCGGAGCAAUUAUGAAUGCUUCUUGGGUCACGAUGCUCCUAUUGAGUAUCUUCCUCAACAUCAACCGAUUUCUUUCAAUCGUUUUUCACUUUUCAACCAACCGAUUUUUCUCGAAAAAUCUUAUGAAGGUCUAUUUAUCGAUAUUUGUUCUUAUUUGGUUCAGUAUUGCCGUAAUAAAUUCCACGAGUUUAAGCCAUUUCGUCUAUCUUUUGCCUACAUAUACUUAUCAUUACGUGGCUGAUUAUGAAUAUUCUCAUGUUAUUCGAGCAAUUAGCGCCGACAUAUCCUUAAUUGAUGUCAUUGUUUCAAUGCUUUCACAUGCAUUUAUAUUUACUUUCAUUUAUUUCAAAGCCUCGAUUCUUUCAAAACGAGAAUUCUUUUUAUCGCUUCAAGUUCUUUGCACUUCGAUUUUUCACGUUCUUGGAUAUAUUACAUGGGAAUAUAUUCCGAUUCCUUGGGAUCUGAGUAUUGGAUUAUUCCUCGGGCAUUUCAUUUGGAUGGUCUGGAAUUCGGUCAAUCCGGCACUCUACAUUCUAAUCAAUCCAAGGAUUCGACAUUUGGUGUUUAAUUCAGUUGGAAUCAAAAACUAUCCGGGUUCGGUUGUCAUCGUCAACACCCAACUAUCCGCAGUAAAAAGUUCGACUAGAAGCUGA
Messenger RNA from Caenorhabditis bovis, 984 nucleotides. The record is from the annotation of a GenBank genome assembly. NCBI's taxonomy places the organism in Eukaryota, Metazoa, Nematoda, Chromadorea, Rhabditida, Rhabditidae.